Plutella xylostella (diamondback moth) is the source of this 2468-nucleotide messenger RNA. Its product is annotated as zwei Ig domain protein zig-8. Gene Ontology annotation, biological process: synapse organization. Gene Ontology annotation, cellular component: neuron projection membrane. Lineage: Eukaryota; Metazoa; Arthropoda; Insecta; Lepidoptera; Plutellidae. The record is from RefSeq and is a predicted model, not a curated record.
UAUUAACAUUAAAGCAAUACAAUAUUUUAGCUGGUCCCAAGUCACCAUAACGCGGAAUUAUUAUAGCCUUGUCCAGGUCACCAGUUACAAUUUUAGUGGAAGAACAAACAAUGAAAAAUUUGGAAGGGUUGGCGCGCACGCGAAAAAAUAUCCACUGGAAUUUGAUGCCCACUUUACAGACAUGUUAUUUUAGGAUUGACCCAACUUAUUGUUACGCAGAUAAGGUUCAGUUUAGGUUGGAGGAAGGGUAAAGAUAAGUUGGUAAGAGCGAGUAUCAGCGGAGGUCGUUCCGGUUUCGUAGCGAUGUAAAAACCUACGUAACUAUUCUGGUUCGUUUGAUGGUAAUUGUGCAAAAAUGCUGAACAUUCUCAGUCAAGGUUUCCGUGAAGGAGUCGACGUAGAAUACGGCCGCGUCUAGCCUAAACCGCCUUUUUAUUUCAAGGACUCCAGACUAUUUAUUACGACGGUUUGCGUAAAUCGAUUAUUAAUUGGGCCAUUACAAUUCUUCAAGGAAACGCUAAGUGUUUCACAUUUAUUCCCAAUGCCCGACCAUUUGUUUGUAACACAAAAUAAAAGGUACAAAAAAAACAAAACAACUCCCGCGAAUUUAAAUACAAAACGUACAACUGUCAGGGUGAAUAUUCAAUUGCGAAAAAUGAUGAGCUUAAUUCGGGAAAAGUUGCUUAAAAUCACGAAGCACUAAAUCAUUCACGAGAUACGUAAUGUUGGGGCAUAAAGAUGUAAUAUUUAGGCUUAACAAAAAAAAAAACGAGUAGAAGCAGAAUAGAAGAUUUGAGCAAACUCCGUAAUUCCGCUCCGUCCCACCGACAUAAAAUAUGAAAGACUGAGCAAAAUUCGGCCGCUUCCCUCGAGCGCGAACUCGGGCACGCUCGGGCAUCAUCGGCAACCCUCGGCCGCUCGUAGCAGCAGUGUAGCACCGGCCGUCCCGUAGCCACCACGUAGCGCUACGAGUUCACGCUACGCCAUCCCGGACCUUCAAUCAAAACCGUGAUAGUGAUUUUGUGAAUACAAUAUUGCGUGUGAGACGAAUCAUAUCGUGUUAAUAGCAAGUUAUGUGUGCAUGUGUGCGUGCGGGCGUCCUGGCUGCUGAUUGGUCUGUUUGAUGGUGCAGAAAAAUGGUAAACAACAAUUGGCAAGAUCGCUCAGCGAGUUCUCAAAGGUAUAUUUAAGUGAUACGAUCCGGUAACCAGCUCGCAUGACCACAAAGUAUUGUUAAGAUGAGAUGGCAAGUGGGUGGCGGGAUGGGCCUGCCGCUCGCCGCUGCCGUCGUCCUCAUGCUGCCAAUCUUUACCUCCUCCACGGGGGACAUACGUCACCACGGCACGUCCAGACAGCGCGGCUGGCGCGGCGUGCAGGGCGCCCCGGAGGCAGCCGCCAACAACUCCGUGAGCAACGUCACCGCUCAGCUCGGGGGCACCGCCUUCCUGCACUGCCUCGUCGGGCAUCUGAAUGAGAGGGGGCAAGUCUCGUGGAUCAGGAAGCGGGACUGGCACAUCCUGAGUUCCGGCAAGUUCACGUACACAAACGAUGAGCGAUUUCAAGUACUCCACGGCGAGGGGACGGAGGACUGGACGCUGCAAAUUAAAUUUGUGCAAAAACGUGACAACGGAACCUACGAGUGCCAGGUGUCAACCCGCACGGGGCUAGUGUCCCACUACGUGCGGCUGCAGAUCGUGGUGCCCGAGGCCUUCAUCCUCGGCUCGGGGGAGCACCACGUGGACCUCGGCAGCGUCAUACACCUCAUCUGUAUUGUGGAGAAGAGCCCGGUGCCUCCGCAAUACGUGUUCUGGUACCACAACGCCCGCAUGAUCAACUACGACGCCCUCCGCGGAGGCAUCACGGUGGAGACGGAGCCCGGGGCUCGCACGCAGUCGCGGCUGACCGUGCGGGGGGCCACGCUGAAGGAUUCAGGGAACUAUACUUGCAGCGCGAGCAAUACUGAGCCGGCGUCAAUACACGUGUUUGUGUCUGAAGGAAGUAACAAAAUGGCGGCGAUCCUGCGUCGCAACACAAGCGCGAUCCACGGCAUCACGUCCUCCGUGACCUGCCUGCUGCUGCUGGCCAGUGUGGCUCUGCACGUGCUGUGCCGAUGACGGCUAGUCUAGACGUCUAUGCUCAGAGACCUAGGUGUAAGGCUUAGAUGUACGAAAAAGGUGGUGUGGUCAUGCAAACCAAAAAAGUGACCGCAUUUUUACUGUCAACAAGUUCAAGCUAAUGACAACCAUUGUAUCAAUGAAUAAAGUUACAAAUCUUCUAACCGAACUAAUAGCAAUACAAAUAAGAGCUCAAAAAGAGCUAAGUGGUAGAAGCGGGGUGUUAUUGGUCGAGACGUUUUUUUUGCAUUGACACUCCAUCUAGUCCGUAUUAAAAUAUCGUUGGUUUAAGGUUAGUAAGGUGGUGGGAGAUAAGGGUCAAUAAUGGACGCGGUAAUCGUCCACCUAUCGGUG